Prinia subflava (tawny-flanked prinia) is the source of this 749-nucleotide messenger RNA. RefSeq names its product canopy FGF signaling regulator 1 (gene CNPY1). Bases 1 to 372 code for a protein of 123 amino acids. Gene Ontology annotation, cellular component: endoplasmic reticulum. The record is from RefSeq and is a predicted model, not a curated record. NCBI's taxonomy places the organism in Eukaryota, Metazoa, Chordata, Aves, Passeriformes, Cisticolidae. The transcript has 3 exons.
AUGCAUGCACUGUGGUAUGACAUUAAGAAGGUGAAUCCAAAGAGGACCAUAGAUGGAGGGUCAUUCCAAGUAAACCCUGACGGGACACAAGAGAGGAGUAAGAAAGGAAAAAAAAAGCGGCACAGCACGAGUAUCCUCCUUUUUUUUUUUUUUUUUUUUUCAUCCUUACAGUGGGAAAGUAUCGUAGAGGAGUAUGAAGAUGAAAUAUUCUCACUUAUCGCCCAAGAGGCAGACUAUCUAGCUGACAAGCUGUGCAGUGAAAAAUCAGGUACUGUGUCUGAUGUAACAUGUGCUCUCUCUACAGCCGUGUGGGGUUGGGUGUUUUUUUCAAACCCAGCGUACUGCUUUGCAGGAGAACUGGGCUGUUGUUGAAUAAGCAAUGACACUACAUGGCUUUAAAAAAAACCAAACAAGCCCAAACAACCAAACAUCCCCUUUCUUAAAGGCUUUUAAUUAUCUUAAGUCUUUUGUGCAUAUUAAUGCAGCAUGGUUUGAGCAUCCCAGCUAAUGUGGUAUGUUUUCCUCUCAGUGUUACAUGACUUUUUGCUCCUUGUGUGUCUGUGCUGUCAUUUCCAGGUCAGAAAUGAAACUAACACUCUUGCAACAAAAUACAGGCAUUUGUUUCUUCUGUUUAAUUGUUAAUUGCAGCCACUAAGCUGAACUGGGAACCAUGAGAGGGCAGGUUUAGAAAUGUGCUGUUCAUUUUUAGGUGAACUCUUCGUUGUCAUCAGACAGGAGCUGUCCUUAGA